Messenger RNA from Magallana angulata, 2043 nucleotides. RefSeq names its product E3 ubiquitin-protein ligase TRIM71-like. NCBI's taxonomy places the organism in Eukaryota, Metazoa, Mollusca, Bivalvia, Ostreida, Ostreidae. The coding region runs from base 96 to 1772 and encodes 558 amino acids. The record is from RefSeq and is a predicted model, not a curated record. Gene Ontology annotation, molecular function: zinc ion binding; protein binding. The transcript is spliced from 2 exons.
GAAAUAGUCGGGCCAGGAAGAUAGAAAGGCUAGAACCGCCAUGUUGAAAUGUGAAGUUUGAUUUUGUUAAUCAAAGCAAUACACUGUGGCUGACCAUGGACCCUCGGAGGAGUGCCCAGGACGUGUUACGGUGUGACCUGUGCGAGACUCCUGUCCCCCCUUACUUCUGUGAUCUCUGUCACGUCAACCUCUGUAAGAAAUGCGCCGGGGAACAUCUCCUGGACGAAACCAAAGAACACAAGGUGGUGCCCAUCAAACAGCGAAGAUCUACAUCCAAUUUCCAUGAAUGUCAAAAACAUACCCCAAAACAAAGCGAACUUUACUGUGAACAAUGUAACAUUCCUAUCUGUGUACAGUGUGUCUCAUCUGGUGAACAUUUAGGUCAUAAGGUAGUUGGUUUUACAGAAAAAUUACGAUUCAAAAAUGAAAUCCUUCUAAACGAUUUGCAAGAAUUAGAGAAAUCCAUUUAUCCAAAGUAUCAAGCAUUAGCAGAAAUAACCACAGUUCAUAAAGUUGAACUAAAAAAAAACUCCCAGAAAUUGACAUCAGCAAUUGACAAACAUGGAGAAGUCUGGCACAGAGAAAUAGACACCAUUAUACAGAAACUGAAAUCUGAUCUUGAUGAAAUGGACGCCAAACACCUGGCUGUCUUAAAUAAAGGAGAACAUGAAAUCACACACAUCAUUUCUAAAAUUACACAGAGCAUUGCCAAUCUGAAAAAGUUACUGGACUCCAAUGAUGUCAGCCGUGUCACUGCCUACAAAUCCAGAAAUGCUGAAUACAGAAGAUUGCCUCCUAAACUCACAGUUUCUCUACCAAACUUCACUCCUCAAAAAAUUAACUCGGAACAACUUUACCAACAAUUUGGUUCCCUGUCAGCAUUCUCCAUUACAACAGAGGAACAUGGCUACACCAUGGAAACCUCAGAAGCUGGAUCCUCUACUCUCAAACCACUGCUUGAUGAGCCACGGAUCAUCUCUACCUUACAGACACAGUAUGGACGUCCUAAUUAUCUAACCAGUGUUACUUGUCACAGUGAUGAAGAAAUCUGGACAUGUAGUUAUAAUAAUAAGAUGAUGAGUCUCUACAACCUGCAGGGGGAACUAGUGAAGUCAUUACAAACUAAGUCAGGGAACGGUCCACGGGACAUAGCAGUGACAAGGAGUGGGGAUCUAGUUUAUACUGAUUACUUUGAUAGAACUGUGAACAUAGUGAAGAAUACACAGAUACAGAGAGUGAUCAGACUACAGUGGUGGAGACCUCGCAGUGUAUGUAGUACCUCCUCUGAUGACCUCCUGGUUGUCAUGGAUAGUAUUGAUGAUAAACAAACAAAAGUGGGGUGUUACUCUGGCUCCGCAGAGAAACAAAGUAUUCAUUAUGAUGACAAAGGACAACCUCUCUAUUCAUCUGGUGACUUUAAAUACAUCAGUGAGAACAGGAACCAAGAUAUCUGUGUGUCAGACCGUGGAGCCCGUGCAGUAGUGGUGGUCAAUCAGGCCGGGAAACUCCGGUUUACCUACACUGGUCCUCCCUCUACUACCAAGGGACCAUUCUAUCCAGCCGGCAUCACAACAGACAGCCAGGGUCGGAUCCUGACAGCAGACCAUAACAACCACGGUAUCCACAUCCUGGAUCAGGACGGACAGUUCCUCCGCUACAUUGACAACUGUCAUUUACAGAUUCCAUGGGGUUCAUGUGUGGACACCAGAGACAACCUCUUUGUGAUUGAGUACCUCACAUGUAAAGUGAAGAAAAUACAAUAUCUGAUGUAAACAAACUGUGUUUGAUAUUUGUAAUAUAGUUCGAAACAUAUUGUUUACUUCAUAUACAUGUGUAUAAACUGUGUGAACAAACUGUAAUAUAUAUAAUAUAUAUAUAACUGUAUAAUAUAUGUAACAAACUGUGUGUAUGUAUUAUAUGUAAACAAACUGUGUGUAUGUAUUAUAAGUAAACCCACUGUGUUUGUGUAUGAUAUGUAAACAAACUGUGUGUUUGUGAAUGUAUUAUAUGAAAACAAACUAUGUGUGUGUAUUGUAUUUGUAA